Messenger RNA from Fomitiporia mediterranea MF3/22, 2509 nucleotides. RefSeq names its product periplasmic binding protein-like II. NCBI's taxonomy places the organism in Eukaryota, Fungi, Basidiomycota, Agaricomycetes, Hymenochaetales, Hymenochaetaceae. The transcript is spliced from 10 exons. The record is from RefSeq and is a predicted model, not a curated record. The coding region runs from base 9 to 962 and encodes 317 amino acids.
CAGGAAACAUGGUCCUCCGAGUUGGCUAUGUCCGGGAGCAUUUCUCGUCCCCUCUCCUCCAAUUCGCAGAGGCAGAUAACGGCAAGACCUGCACUCUUGUUGAGUGUCCUAGUGGAACCGGACAGCUUAUCGCACGACUUGCUGAGGAUCAAAUUGACGUCGCAAUCGCAUUAACUGACCCGCUCAUUGCGGGUAUCGCUCGCGGUUCGUCCGCAUAUAAGCUUAUCGGAAGCUACGUCACAACUCCACUCAACUGGGCGGUGAUUACUGGAAAGGACUUGAAGUACAACUCGAUACUGGACCUCAAGGACACGACAGUGGGUAUCUCUAGGCCCGGGAGUGGGAGCCAAACGAUGGCCCAAGUAAUGGCACUUCAGCAAGGUUGGGACCCAGAAUCCCUUGACUUUAAAGUGAACAAUGAUAUCCACGGCUUAAUCGCGUCAGUAAACGAUGGUAGCACAUCUGCGUUUAUGUGGGAAUGGUUCACCACGAAACCAUUCCGCGAUAGCGGCGCAGUGCGCUUUGUUGGGAGUGUUCCAACACCCUGGCCGUCCUGGCUCAUCGCUGCUCACCCAUCCCCGACACGUGCUCCUCCUGCCGCACUUCGAGAUUUCCUCUCUUCUCUCUCUUCUUAUGUCAACGCUUUCUCUACUCCUGAAGCUCGAUCUGGUCCAAGUGUGGAGUACAUUAAAGAGAAAUUUGGAUAUGAGGAGGAAGACAUCAAGGAUUGGCUGGAGACUGUUGCGUAUCCUGAGGAUUGUGCCGUGAUUCCGGAGAAAGUCGUUAUGGAUACAAGCGUGACACUUGUAAAAGCGGGCGUGAUGCACAAACCCGAUUAUGGCUACGACAUCGAUGACUUUGUCAACACGCAAGUGUGCAAGCUGAAACUCAUCUCUGAGGAGCACGGCCAACAUGACGAGGAUGCCGAAUACACAGCCACGGACUCGGAUUCUGAAGGCUAGUCCCCUUCGGGAGCUCUAUACACAAAUCCGUUCAACUGGGUUGUUGAAAGGAAUUCAUGAAACAUGAUCGAACGACUCAUCAGAGUCGUGUAUGAUUAAUGCUAUUACGAAAUGAAGAUCAUGAUGGCCAGUAUGCGAAAAUGUACAUUGGGAAAGGGUAAUUAAUACAAUACAUGAUUUACAAAGAAUACAGCAAGACCCAAACGAAAUAAAGAAGAGACAAACAGACAUUAAUGCAGCACUGAAGCGACGGUGACUGAAUAGCAUAGAGUAACAGGAGACAGGAGUAUUCAUUUCGAUGAUGAAGCACCUAGCGCUUCGGGGUCUGUUUCCCGAUCUGUUUGAGUUCAGAUUUCUUCGCCGCUCGCUCGCGAUCAUCAACCAUCUUCGCACGUCUCAGCUCCUCAGCCUCACGCGUCUUGACGGCCAAGUCCGCUGUCGUCCUUUGUGCAUGUGUACGCGCAGCUUCAAGCGCCUCCGUCCGAGCAUGUAAGUCCGCUUCAGCUUGUUCAUACUGGGCUUUGGCGGCAAGAUAACUAGUUUGUAACUUGUAUUCACGUGCGGAGGCUUUGCUGUGUUGUGCAAGAACCUUUGAUUCAUCUUUCGAGGCUUGCUUCUGCACUUGUUGUAGCUUGGCGAAUUCUUUGAGGAAAGCGGAGAGGUUGGCGUCCUGAACCUUUCCUUCGGCUUUGAUUACUUUGAGGAGACGCUUUGCGUCCUUCUGUUCGGCUUUGGCGAUUUUCUUCUUUGCCUCUGGAGAAAUCAGACUUUCAGCUGUUGCAGUACGUUGGUGUUGUGAUAUAUCUUCAUCUGGAACGGCAUCUGGGCUAGUGAUUGCUGCGCCAUUUGCAAAGGCCCCAGUAACAUGGUGCUCUUUUUCGCCAGACGUCCGUGUCUGAGAAUCGGACGGAGGCUGAGCAGGUCCACCUGUUUUAACUGCGGUUCCGAAGGUCUCAUUCUGCUCAUCGUAUGCAGGACUUGGUUGGUCCUCAUGUGCCGUAGGUUCCUUUUCUUUCUCGUGUUUCACAUCUUGUGGUGCCCUGAAAGAUACGAUCGACCGUUGCUCCUUGGUGUCUGAACCCGGUGCGUACCCGCUAUCUCUUACACUUCCACCAGUGGCACCACGGUUCUUCUCACUGUGUUCUCUGGGUGACGAAGUAGGGUUGGUAGGGGAGGUAGUGGUGAUUCUUGGCUUCUCGUCUGCGUUGGCGAGUAUCCCUCCAUCAGCAGGCUCGCGAGGUUCAAGUGCACCGGUUGCGACUGACGGUUUUCUAGUCACGUCCGCACUAGAUACCGCGGUCGCUCCUUUGCCAGUCCCGGGAUUUGCCGCUCGACUGUCGCCUGUGGGAGGACCAGCAUGAGCGACGUGUUCAGUGCUUGCGUCAUUCGCGUCGUAAUACACACAUUUCUCCGAGACAGGAGUAGCUGCCGGUUCUCGCAUGCCCGAGUGCGGUGCUAGAGUCGCAGACAUUAGUUAUACCGCUGAUUAGAAACUGUAGAUGUCGUAGUAUUCGAGCAGCGCAAGUGAGUGGAGGGGAUGAGGACGG